Molecule: messenger RNA, 483 nt
Organism: Ahaetulla prasina
Lineage: Eukaryota; Metazoa; Chordata; Lepidosauria; Squamata; Colubridae
Gene: CPLX4
Product: complexin 4
Exons: 3
Coding region: 1-483 (160 amino acids)
Biological process (GO): synaptic vesicle exocytosis; neurotransmitter transport; regulation of neurotransmitter secretion
Cellular component (GO): SNARE complex; terminal bouton
Molecular function (GO): syntaxin binding
Source: RefSeq, a predicted model, not a curated record
AUGGCUUUCCUAGUGAAAAAUAUGUUGAGUAACCAGGUGAAAAAUCUGGGACUUUCUGGAGGGGGCGAAGAAAAGAAAGAAGAAGAAACCCCUACUGACCCAGCUACAGCAGCAGGAAUGACCCGAGAAGAAUAUGAGGAAUAUCAAAAGCAGGUGAUAGAGGAGAAGAUGGAAAGAGACGCAGCUUAUGCACAAAAGAAGGCUGGACGAGCUGUUUUGCGGGUUCACAUGCGAGAGAAAUACAGACUUCCAAAGAGUGAAUUGGAUGAGACUCAGAUUCAGUUGGCUGGAGAUGACGUGGAUUUGCCAGAAGACCUCCAGAAGAUGGUAGCAGAGGAUCAAGAAGAAGAAGAAGACAAAGAUACUUUUUUAGGACAGCUUCAGAACAUCCAGAAUAUGGACGUGGAUGCCAUCAAAGAAAAAGUCCAAGCGACUUUCACUGAUAUUAAGCAGUCAGCUGAACAAAAAUGUUCUGUAAUGUAG